GUUGCGGCGCAACUUCAACCGCACAUGCACUUGAUCUCCCACCACCGAUUUCCACUCCUCGCCCAGCUCCCCGUCGAACAAGCCUACCGCUACCUCCUCGAUGCGCCUUCAAUCGUCAAACAGGUUGCGCCCAUGUCCUGGACCUACACGACAGCCCCAUCAGACGGCACAAUGUGGCUGGAGUGGAUUCCUGUCGAGAAGACCGAUCAGCCUUUUCCUUCAGAUGGAUACGCAUGGGCAGACCCGGAGGCAACGUAUAGACAUGAGCUCAAUGGAUACACAGUGGAGAUGCGCGUGCAUACAAUGGGUUUCAGACCUGGAGUCGACCAGAUGGCUUCGCAUGCGCGGACGCGGUAUCACUUCGUCGCCAAGAAUCCGUCAGUCAACGCGCCUCCACCGGAUUCGGCAUUGUGGCUUGUUCACUAUCAUCAAGCUGAGCGCAUGCUGCCUGCCAACCAGCUUCAGAUCGCGCCGCAGGUGCAGCAAAUUCUCGCUCAACGUAGAUGGCUUGAGAGCUUAGGCAGGCUGGAGUUGAAGGAGUUCAUGCUGCACGAUCGGAACAACUGGCCGACGGUCAAUCUGCCUGGUGCUGCGCAGAUGCAGCAACCGGGUCAGCCAGGCGCGUACGGCGCGAGUUCCAUGGCCGCCAUGCAGAUGAAUCAGAAUAGAUAUCCACAGCAGCACUACCCACAGCAGUCUGGCAACCCUCGCGAGGCGAAGAAGCCGCGGCUUGAAGGACCGAGAGGAUCUAUACCUGGAGCAAGUGAGGCUGUGCCGGAUGCGACCUUGGAAUUGGAGGAGGAUACAUCACUGGGCGACUUCUUCGACCAUCUCACGCAGCGAGACAUCAGCGUUGCACGAUACAUGCAGCACCAUCGAUGGAUGGAAGAGGUGUUCUCUUCGCCGUACUCGUCAUACAGCAUUGUUCCUACAGACUUGGGACUUGGCCUGAUGGGCGAGCUGAAGGGUCUGACGGAGGGUAUCCUCGAGCCGCCGAGCCUGGACUUUGUUGACCGACCUGACACGAAGCCAUUGAAGGCCAAGGAAGCACAGCCGUUCACGAACCUGAAGCAAGAGCAAGUAGAAGAAUUUGGCAAGCGUGUGGAGAAGCAUCUGGAGGAAGGACGGGCUGAGAUUGAACGGAUGAAGGCCGAACACGCGGCGAAGAUGCAGGAUUGGAAGAAGGUCAAGGCUCUCACGCAGGCGGAGAAGAGGUUGAAGUAUGCGACGCUGCAAGAUACCGAGGAUGAGGUGGCUGUAUUCAGAUUGGAAGAGCCCGCGACAAAUGGACAGAAUGAGGGUGCGUCGAAAGAACAUGUCGAUGAUGUAGUGAAAGAUGUGGAGAGUGCGCUGAAGGUCAAGGUCACGGCGCAUGAUGAUGCGACCAGAAUCGCGCGAGGUGGCUUCAAAGAGCGGAAGGAGCCU
Messenger RNA from Zymoseptoria tritici IPO323, 1425 nucleotides. RefSeq lists its product as uncharacterized. The record is from RefSeq and is a predicted model, not a curated record. The transcript has a single exon. The annotation marks the transcript as partial. Gene Ontology annotation, biological process: chromatin remodeling. Lineage: Eukaryota; Fungi; Ascomycota; Dothideomycetes; Mycosphaerellales; Mycosphaerellaceae.